This is a messenger RNA of Trichoderma citrinoviride, 1746 nucleotides long. RefSeq lists its product as hypothetical. The record is from RefSeq and is a predicted model, not a curated record. Lineage: Eukaryota; Fungi; Ascomycota; Sordariomycetes; Hypocreales; Hypocreaceae. The coding region runs from base 1 to 1746 and encodes 581 amino acids. The transcript is spliced from 5 exons. Gene Ontology annotation, biological process: DNA-templated transcription; regulation of DNA-templated transcription. Gene Ontology annotation, molecular function: DNA-binding transcription factor activity, RNA polymerase II-specific; zinc ion binding; carboxy-lyase activity.
AUGCCCCAGGAACGACGAAAAGGUCGGAUCCCCAAGUCCGAGUACGACUUGAUGCUCGUCAAGCGGCGGAGAUUCCGUCCCGCAAAGGCCUGCUACCCGUGCCGGCGACGCAAGGUCAAGUGCAAUCUCAGCCAGCCCUGCGAGAGCUGCAACGUCCGUGGACACCCCGAUCUCUGUGAUUAUACGACACCCCCGCAGAGCAAGGCUGCGAAAGCAGGUGAACUACUACCCGUUACAAGUGAGCAGAAAACUUCACCAAAAAAUACGGCGAAUGGCAUGUCUCAGGGGCUCUAUGUGAAUCCCGUCGCGCCAUACGACACAAAACUGCACCUUGGCCCGGAUUCACUUCCCAGUCUGGUUUCCAAAUACCAGAACCUCAGUUCUCAGCAGCAGCAACAGGGCCGGAACGAUGUCAACAUAGAUGCUUUGAAGCCGCCGACCAAUCCACAAACUAUUGUUGAACUUCUAUGUCUGCAAGAUUCGAGUACCAUCUCGCCGUUUACGAAUCUGUGGAAGCCGGGAGAUGGCCCUGAAGUCGUUUAUAACGCGCUGCCUGACGAUGAGGCAAUAAAGGGCUAUGUGCUGUUCUUCCAAAGCUCCCUCUUCCGUAUUUUGCCUUUCACCAUUAGCUUGACCCAGUUUGAAGCUACCCUUUCUGAGUUUCUUGACCAACGGGCCAAAAUUCCUGUAGAAACCUUGAGGAAGCCUCCCCCAGCUUGCAUACCGACCUGGUUCGGACUGCUAUUUGGCAUACUUGCAUGCGGCGCACAGCUUGGGUCAGAUAAAGAGUCGGAACUGAUCAAAGCUCGUGUUUUCGCAUGUUGUGCAUUCCAGUGUUUACGGCUGAGCAAUUUCAUCUCGUUUCCUGAUAUUGCCACGAUUCAAGCCCUUAUAUUACUCGUCAACUUCCUGCAGAACCAGGCCAAUGCUGGAGCUUCAUGGUCAAUGCUAGGCCUUACUAUACGUCUUGCGCAGACACUCGGACUUCACUGCUCUCCAAGCCCUGAUAUCAUCGCCCCAGGUCAACGAGACGAGGCCACUGUCAAGUAUCACAUAUGGCGAUGUUUGAUAUGGCAAGAUACCUUAGUCUCGCUAUUGUACGGGAGACCGUCUUGCAUUACCGUUCACGAAGACGUCCCGUCGCAACUGUCCUCGUCAUCGCCUCACCUACACUCAUUUACGACGAGCUGCAAUCAUCUUUUUAUAACGGCAAACAAGAUUAGCCAAGAAAUCAACAGAGCGACAUUCUCGGGUCACCAGUUGUCCCUUGCUGAGAUCAACUACUUCAGAAAGACAAUUGAACAGAUUGUCAAUUACUCAACACCUCAUCUUCGGGACAUCGCAGCAUGUCAAAAUCGUGAUGAAUGUAUCCAGCACAACUUUUUCCGCGCGUUUGUGGACUCGGUCAUUCUCUGUCUUUGUCGUCCAGCAGUUCUCUCCCACGGCCACGCGUACAACACAGAAUUGGCGGACAUCUACUUCAAGCGCUGCCGCUCAAUCCUGCAAAUUUACCUCGAAUUGCUCAGACUCAAUUGUCCGAUUCGGCGAUCAUGGGUCUUUGUUCACGUUACGCUCAGUUGCGCCCUGACUCUCGGGCUUGCUGCUAAUACGAAUAACGAUGCGUCCGACAAGCUUUUCCUCAAGGAGUUUCUGGAAACCUUUUCACAAACCAAUAUCUUUGCUCAUGUUCCUUCCUAUCAGAAUGCGUUGCACUUGCUUCGGCAGUCAAUGAGCACGAGUGAGUAA